Molecule: messenger RNA, 606 nt
Organism: Carya illinoinensis
Lineage: Eukaryota; Viridiplantae; Streptophyta; Magnoliopsida; Fagales; Juglandaceae
Exons: 3
Coding region: 1-606 (201 amino acids)
Source: RefSeq, a predicted model, not a curated record
AUGAGUAAAUGCAGGUUUGGAUGUGAUGAAGUGGAUUAUUUAGGCCAUCUAGUGUCCAUGAAUGGUGUGAGGGUAAAUCCUGCUAAGUUGAAGGCUAUAGUUGAUCGGCUAAUUCCUAAUUCAGUUAAAGCCUUGAGGGGUUUUCUAGAUUUAAAUGGAUAUUAUAGGAAAUUCAUUCAUGGUUAUGAGAGUAUUGAUGCUCCUCUUAUUGCUCUAUUGAAGAAAAAUGGUUUCUGUUGGAAUGACGAAGCACAGGAAGCCUUCCAAAGGUUGAAGCAGUUGAUUGAAUUGAAACAAAUCUAUGCUAAUGAUUCUGAGCUACAUGAACUUCUUAAGAAGGUGAAUAAGGGUCCAAGUUCUUCAUGGUUUUCUAUUAAAAGGGAAUUCUUAUUUUAUAAAGGCGGGUUGUAUGUGCCUAAGGAUCUACAGAUUAUCAAUAAGUUUAUGCACUUGUUACAUAGUAGUCUAGAAGGUGGUCAUUCUGGUGUUGAUAAGACUCUUUAUAGGUUGAAGCCGAAGUUGGGUUCCUCAAUUGUGGUUUUACCACAAUUGCCUCCAGUUGAUUCAGAGGGGUUAUUAAAGUCAAAAACGUUCAAGAUACUUUAG